Annulohypoxylon maeteangense is the source of this 2056-nucleotide messenger RNA. RefSeq lists its product as uncharacterized. The transcript has a single exon. Bases 216 to 1778 code for a protein of 520 amino acids. The record is from RefSeq and is a predicted model, not a curated record. NCBI's taxonomy places the organism in Eukaryota, Fungi, Ascomycota, Sordariomycetes, Xylariales, Hypoxylaceae.
CGAAGCUGGUCUUCGCUUCUUCUUAAAGACUCGGUGGAUCAUCCUUCAAGAUCUAUAAUCAAAUCUCUGCAGUUCGGGAGAUAAGACAUCCGACCUCGAUCUUUACGGUUCUUAGUUGAAGAACAUACAUUGCACUGCCCCUCGGGUUGUUUUUAUCUUGCAGAAUACACGGCUACACAGCUACAGUUCUAUUGCGUCAUCUUCCUGUCGACAAUAUGUCGCUGUCUAAGCAACGCAUCUCCUCCCCUUUAGAGGCGGGGCCGUCGAUCCUUGACGCGUAUAACCUACCAUCUCACUUGACAGGCGCGUUGGAGUACGCAUCGAAGAGGCUUGCGAGGAAGGCCCUGCAUAUUACCUUAGUAGUCGUGCGGAAGGAAUAUCAACUUCCAACAGUGAUUCCACCGUGCCCGACACCGACUUCCCCUCCACUCACGCCGUCUCCUACACGCUUUGCUUCUCCUGUCGCUGGGUUAAGACAGUUAGUCCGAAGGGGAACCAGCGGCUCUACAUCCAGUCUAUCAUCUGUAGCAUCAAAUUCUACAGCCAGUACAUCCUCCUCAACAUCUCUGCCUACCUUGACCGAAACUCUACCCAUCAGCCCUCGUCGCUGGGCUAUACCCCUGACACCUGGCAGCCCUAUGACCCCCGCCACCCCAUCAAGCAUCGUCACAGCUUCCUCGGCAUCAUCCAUAUCACAAGGACCCAACGAAUUCGGCCUACGGCUAAUCUACACCGGCCUACUCUCUCCCAAAGCCGAAAAGACAUUACGAACCACAAUUCAAAAAGCGGAGCGCAAGUUCCGAAUUGGCACGGGUUGGCUACCCCCCGCCACCACCGCGUCCGCAUGCGGCCUGAACUUGGACCUGGUCCGCAGGAGUUUGUUGCAGAACGAGGUGCUCUUCUCGUCCGAGGGUCUGAUCCUGCUCGGCCUCGACCGGCUGUACACCUUCAAGGCCGCACUCUCGGCGUACUCUCGUUCCCGUUUCACAAGCGGCACUUCAUCACCGCUCGCCUCGCCUUCACCCACUCCUAAGAUCGCGGAUACCUCACGCAUCGAGGAUGCGGUGGACUCGCUCCGCCGCUUGGUCCUCGCUAAUGGCGGACGCCCGGUCUCCAAGGCGGAUUUAUACCGCAGUUACGACUGGCUCGGAGUGAAUGCACGCGCGCUACGUGAUGUUGAGGGCAUGUACAGACGUGCGUACGGUGGGAUCGACCGGGUUGGUGCCUUCGAAAUCACACCGGAAGAGCGGGAGCGCGAGGCCCGACCCGUCGUCAUGAUCGGCGCGCCACCCCCACCUAAGACGCCACCGAAAACCCAAACCACGCCCGUUCUCAAGCUAGAUACGAGACUUGCGACGGCCACGACAACGCGGAUUUUCAAGCCGAAGGCUAAGAGCAUCACGCAUGCUACGUCGCAGACACAGAUACAAAUCCACACGCAACCCCAAGCCGACGAGAAACAAGGCCCCUCGGUUACGGAGCUAGAGAUCAAGCUCGAUAACCUGGCCGUCGAAGACCCCGACAAGGACGGAGAACCGGAGGAAGAAGAACACACGGCGCGACCGAUCCGGGGCCUCCCGUUCUGGAACGGCGCGUCCAUCGACGAGAUGAUGUUGUCGCCGUGCGAUAACGCCAGUGUUCGGCAGUCGCAGACGCUGGGCCCGCAGACGCCGAACGGGUACGAUGACAUCUCGCCGAUAACAAGGGGCGAGUGGGGGUUCUUGUUUAAGGGCGAGGGGUGGAAGCAGGGGAAGACGGCGGUGGUGGAGACUUGUUGAGAGCGAGGGGAUGGAGCUGAACAUGAGGGUGGAUAAAUGUGUACAUCAUACUGUACUGUAUUGUGUAUAUAUGUAUAUGUAUAUAGGGAUAUGGAUUGGUUGGUUGGUUGGGAUUGUGUAUAACAAGUCACCAGCGCGGAGAUUGAGACUGGAAUACUUAGAUGAUACCCGCUAGAUUUUACCCUUCUGAAGAAAUUUGUUGUGCAUAUUUAGCUAGCUAGCUGCCUAGGCUGUUGUUUAAUACACCGGACGUGAGGGGAUGGGGAAUCAAAUGGUUA